AUGGAGAAGGCAGAAAUCAGGCGGAACUAUGAAGGAGCAAAGAACAAGAAGGUGAGGGGAAGGGAAGAGACUGCUCAACAACUGUUAUCGUCGUUAUCCUUGUCACAAUCACCUCCUUUCCCCCAGUUUGGUGCUACCGGUACGUACCCGGUACCUGCUUUUGAACCGCCGUUCUGUGACCAAAACCCAAGCGCGAGAUCAAUGAUGGCUACGGUUACCGAGUUAUACUUUUUCAUCCGACAUGGAUUCAAACGUCACCCAUGGCUACUUUCACAUGGACACCCUUUAAAACUUGAAUCCCCCACCGCCGAAUGGAACUGCGCAGAGCACUACAGAAAAUGCGAUUCCUGUCCUAUGUCCCAAAGUGACCCUGACAUUGCCGGCAUUGGUCCGCGCAAACUCAUCGUCAACACUAGCUCCACAACUGCAAAGGUUUACGCCUGGGUUGGAGAAACCGUCACAAAGAUUAUCGGAACAAAGCACGCUGUCCGGUGCGCCAAGAUAUGCUACGACAUGAUCAUCUGUUUGGGUGAUCAACAAUUAGUCGGCUCGGUCGGUCUACUGGUAGCAACCAUCAAAAAGCUUCAUUUCGACAAGACCCUCAGCGCCUACCAUUUCCAGCUUGUCUUGUGCAUGGUGUCCCUCAGCUCUACCGCUUUUACCUUCUCCAUGAUCUGUUACUGCUUGAGGCAUCAACGGAUCGAGGAUGACGGUUGUACACGGCGCCGACAACCCCAGCAGCAGCAUGGUCCUCGCCCAUGGUGUAGACGUUUGACAGAAGGACUGCCUUGGGCCAUUAGAAUGUUCUUUUGGCUAAGCCUAAAGGCCUUGCUGCUGUACAACAUUUCGGUCGCAGCAAGAAUGAAGGACCUGCCGUGGGACUGCCCGGCGAUAUGCUACAAGAACAGCCGAGGGAUCAAGAUCCCUCUGGGCAAGAUCGACAGCGCAGCAUAUCUCUUCCAGACCCCUCUUUACGCCAAGGUUGCUUUGACAUACUCAAUGGCCUCAUUGUUGUUCUUUGGCUCUCGGAAACUGAUUUAUUUUGCUCUCUACCUAUGGACUCACAUUCAUGUACCCGAGUCUCUCCGUCGGCUGGAAGAGAUAACCAAGGAGGAGAUGCAGAUUGGGUUUGGCCAGACCAUGGCCGUUAUUCUUCUCGUGCUUCUUGCUUUUCAAUUGGCUAUCUCUAUUUCAGAAAACGACGAACCAACACAGGACGCCGAAACGGACGGUCUUAUCAGAGACAAUAAUGUCGAUGUGGACAACAUCACGGAUGACACCUCACAGGUAGUGAUCGUCAUCGAGCCUACAGAAAUUUCGAGUGUAGUAUAA
Molecule: messenger RNA, 1332 nt
Organism: Neurospora crassa OR74A
Lineage: Eukaryota; Fungi; Ascomycota; Sordariomycetes; Sordariales; Sordariaceae
Exons: 9
Coding region: 1-1332 (443 amino acids)
Source: RefSeq, a predicted model, not a curated record